This is a messenger RNA of Uncinocarpus reesii 1704, 810 nucleotides long. RefSeq lists its product as uncharacterized. The transcript is spliced from 3 exons. Lineage: Eukaryota; Fungi; Ascomycota; Eurotiomycetes; Onygenales; Onygenaceae. Bases 1 to 810 code for a protein of 269 amino acids. Gene Ontology annotation, biological process: double-strand break repair via break-induced replication; DNA replication. The record is from RefSeq and is a predicted model, not a curated record. Gene Ontology annotation, cellular component: nucleus; GINS complex.
AUGGCGUUCCCUCUGCCACGAGGCAUUACGCCUCCGGAGAUCACAUUUCUAUGUGAAAUGGAAAUGGUGACAAUUGUUCCACGGCAGCGUCUGGAAGGUCUCGAGCUACUUGGUGGACCUAUUGAGCCACUGAUUCCACCCCGUCGUAGCUCUUUGCCGCUCUGGCUUGCCCUCCUCUUGAAGCGGCAGCGCCGUGCAAACAUCCUCGCCCCUCCAUGGCUGAAUAACGAAUGGCUCUCUGAGCUUCUCAGGAUAGAAACUGACCAUGAUACAUUUUUACCGCCCCCGCCGCUUGAUUGCCCUGCUUAUACUGGAAACGUUGCGCGUCGAGACGGGCGCCGGGGCGGACCAUCGGGAGCUACACGUACACUAGACGGCCAAAAGUACAUUCCUUCUCCUCCCUUUUUACUUCAAAACACCGUAGACGAUCAAGCCAUAGCACCGACCAAUCCCUGGCUACCCUACCAUUGGCUAGAAUUGGCGACAAUGCUACUAGACACGGCGAGUGACGAUCUCGUGGAGCCCGAUCAGCUGCGCCGCAUCAUUCGAGAUGUCAGGGAGCUACGCAUGGCGAAAAUGAGAAAGUUCACUGAGCUUGUCGAUGUCACCGCAAUCGGUGGUGGAGAGGGUUUACCUUUGACCGGCGUGGGAGCGAUGGAAAUUGGGGAAGCUAGAGGUUUUAUGUCGGGAGCUGCUGAGACACUGAGACAAAUUGGUGCAUCGAAAGAGGAAGCGCUGAGAGAGCAGGGAGAGUUGGGCGGCGAGAUGCAAAAUGACUACGAUGAAGAUGAUGAAAUGGAAGAUCUAUGA